CCAACUUUCCGUCUCCUCCGUCUCUCAAUUUUUUCUCUUCAAUGGCGACGGCGACUCCUACUCCAACUAAAACCCCAGUAGACAAAUCUAGAGGAUCUCACUCUCACCACCAAGAAGAUGAUUCUUCCUCAUCUCGGUCCCGUUUCGAAGCCUACAAUCGCCUCCAAGCCAUGGCAGUGGCCUUCGGAGAGAAGCUGCCGAUCCCGGAAAUCGUAGCCCUCGGCGGUCAAUCUGAUGGCAAAAGCUCUCUCCUUGAAGCUUUGCUUGGAUUCCGUUUCAAUGUGCGUGAAGUUGAAAUGGGUACUCGUCGACCUCUCAUUUUACAGAUGGUUCAUGACCCUUCUGCACUUGAGCCUCGUUGUCGCUUUCAGGAAGAAGAUUCUGAAGAAUAUGGAAGUCCAGUUGUUUCAGCAUCAACAAUUGCGGAUGUCAUAAAAUCAAGAACCGAGGCACUUCUGAAAAAGACUAAAACUUCUGUUUCUCCUAAGCCAAUUGUAAUGAGAGCUGAAUUUGCACACUGUCCUAACCUCACCAUCAUUGAUACCCCAGGAUUUGUUCUGAAGGCGAAGAAGGGAGAACCAGAGAAUACUCCACAGGAGAUCCUAUCCAUGGUGAAGUCAUUAGCUAGUCCUCCCCAUCGUAUUCUGUUGUUCCUUCAGCAGAGUAGUGUGGAAUGGUGCUCAUCAUUAUGGUUGGACUCAAUUAGGGAAAUUGAUCCAACCUUUAGAAGGACAGUAAUUGUGGUCUCCAAGUUUGAUAACAGACUUAAGGAGUUUAGUGACAGAUGGGAAGUGGAUCGUUAUUUGAGUGCAAGUGGUUAUCUUGGAGAAACUACUCGGCCAUUUUUUGUAGCAUUGCCGAAGGAUAGGAGCACUGUUUCAAAUGAUGAAUUCCGUAGACAAAUAUCCCAAGUGGAUUCUGAAGUUUUAGGUUAUCUGCAUGAUGGGAUCAAGGGAGGUUACGAUGAAGAAAAGUUCAAACCUUAUAUUGGUUUUUGUUCACUAAGGGAGUAUUUAGAAUCAGAACUUCAAAAGAGAUACAAAGAAGCUGCUCCAGCGACACUGGCAUUGCUUGAACAACGUUGCAGUGAAGUCAACAUUGAGUUGGAGAGAUUGGACUCCAAAAUACAAGCAACUUCUGAUGUUUCUCAUCUUCGAAAAUCAGCCAUGAUGCAUGCAGCUUCUAUCAGCAAUCAUGUGGGAGUUUUGAUUGAUGGAGCAGCUGAUCCUGCCCCAGAGCAGUGGGGGAAAACAACAGAGGAGGAAAGAUCAGAGAGUGGGAUAGGGAGUUGGCCAGGUGUCACCGUUGAUAUAAAACCUGCUAAUGCUAUUCUUCGUCUUUAUGGUGGAGCUGCUUUUGAAAGGGUAAUGCAUGAAUUCCGCUGCGCUGCAUAUUCCAUUGAAUGUCCCCCAGUUUCAAGAGAGAAGGUGGCGAAUAUCUUACUUGCACAUGCUGGUCGUGGUGGGGGCAGAGGAGUAGCAGAGGCUGCUGCAGAAAUUGCACGUACUGCUGCUCGUUCAUGGCUUGCUCCUCUCCUUGACACGGCUUGUGAUCGGCUUGCUUUUGUUUUAGGCAAUCUUUUUGACAUUGCUAUAGAGAGGAACCGCAGCCGGGAAUCAGAAUAUGGUAGGAAAACUGGAGACAUGGAAGGCUAUGUUGGGUUUCAUGCAGCUUUAAGACAUGCAUACAAUAGCAUUAUAAAGGAUUUGGCUAAACAGUGCAAGCAGCUAGUUAGACACCAUCUUGAUUCAGUUACAAGCCCAUAUUCUCAGGUUUUUUAUGAGAAUGACUUUCAUGGAAGCUUUGGCUCAAGUGCAAACUCAUAUUUCAGACAUAACCAAGCAUCCGCUGGUUCAAUUUGGUUCGAGCUAUCAGACUGUGGGCAAGUAUCGCAUGAUGAGAGGAUGAGGGAUCAGGAGAACAUACCUCCUGAAAACAAUGCACGGCAAAAAACUCCUGGGAAAGGCAUGGAAGCUCGAGAUGUGCACCGGGAAAGCCAAAUGACUGUGCCCGAGACCCCAUCUCCUGACCAGCCCUGUGAUGGAGUAAAAGUUGAUGUUGGACCAAGAAAACGUAUUGCAAGAAUAGGCAAUAGAAAUCCUGAACAAUUGAUGAAAGUUCAUAAUGGCGGUAGUCUUUUAUUUGGUAAUGGAGAUUGUGGUUCAAGAUCAGCUUACACAGAAAUCUGCUCAUUAGCAGCACAACAUUUUGCACGGAUACGUGAAGUUCUUGUCGAGCGCAGUGUGACAUCAACUCUUAACUCUGGAUUUUUGACCCCAUGCCGAGAUAGGCUUGUGGUGGAACUUGGGUUGGAUCUGUUUGCUGUAAAUGAUGAGAAAUUCAUGGACAUGUUUGUUUCUCCUGCCGCCAUUGAAGUACUGCAACACAAACGACAAUCCCUUCAAAAUCGCCAAAAGGUACUUCAAUCUUGCUUAACUGAAUUCAAAAAUAUUGCUCGAUCACUCUGAAUAAAACAUAAGAUCUUGGAUCUUUCAAUCUUUAAGUAAUGUUCCAAGCACAAGGGUUUCACAUCUAGUGAAAAAAAGAACAAUCAUUCUUGUAUCUUGUUUAAUGAUGUUUGAUAAUGUAUGAUGUAUUCACCAGUUUUUUUUUUUUUUGUGGUGUUCAUGAGCGUUGCUUUUAUAAUAGUGACUUUGGUAAUUAGAUUAUGAAACAAAUAGCUACUGUUAUUGUAUAUGGCUUGUGGUUGUUGUGGCAAUCAAAUAGAGUUCUCUUUAAUUA
Gossypium arboreum is the source of this 2742-nucleotide messenger RNA. Its product is annotated as dynamin-related protein 5A-like. NCBI's taxonomy places the organism in Eukaryota, Viridiplantae, Streptophyta, Magnoliopsida, Malvales, Malvaceae. The transcript is spliced from 8 exons. The record is from RefSeq and is a predicted model, not a curated record. Gene Ontology annotation, cellular component: microtubule; cytoplasm; membrane. Bases 42 to 2468 code for a protein of 808 amino acids. Gene Ontology annotation, molecular function: GTP binding; GTPase activity; microtubule binding.